CCCUGGCGGUACUCCUCCACCCCCAUAUCCAGUCAGCUGAUUGGUGGAGACACCCCCUGACUCCCCGCCCCUAUGAAAGUUUGGUCCCAGCGGUGCAGGACUCCUACUCUAGCCUAUGAGUCCCUAACUCAAGUUCCUGCACUCGGGCGUGGGAGGGUUAACUUGAAGGGGUGGAGAUUCUCACAGGGAGGCUGACCUAACUGAGGCUGACCCAGGUCAGCCUUCCUUAGAUCUAGGAGUCCUGGUGUCACUGGCCACUGGGACGCUUGAGUACAGGCUCCUUGCUCACUUCAAGUCGGGAGAGGGCGUGGGGAGAUGCAGGGUAGCUAGAACUGUUGCCAUCUCCCAGGUCUAUGCUACUCGUCCCAAGCUGGUGGUGGCUCAGGGCACCAGACCUAUCCAAAUCAGUCCUUCCGAGGGUACUUGAUUGCCUUUGGUUGGAGAUGAAUCCGGCAGGAACGGGCCCUACAGUCUCCCCCGGGGCCGAGUCCACGGACGUGUCCCUUGGCCCACCAUUUCCCUGGCCCUGCCCACCCGACGUGAGGCUCUGUGGCCACCUGCGGAAGCAAAAGUCCCAGCGCCGCCGCUUUUUCGUUCUGCGCGCCGACCCUCCGCGCCUGGAGUGCUACGAGAGCGAGAAGAAGUUCCUCGCCAGCGGCUGCCGCCCACCUCGACCCCGGCGCAGCGUGAGUCUGGAAGGCGCCUGCACUAUCAGCAAGCGUGCGGAUGCCCGCCAGCGCCACCUGAUCGUCGUCUAUACCAGCGACAGCAGCCUGGGUGUAGCGGCUGCCAGCGAAGCGGAGCAGCAAGCAUGGUACAGCGCCCUGCUGGAGGUGCGCGCCUCUGCCGCUGCAGCUGCUGCCACUGCUAUGGGUCUCAGUCCCCAAGAGGCCCCUGAGUCUUGGAUCUUUGCCCCGUUCCAGGACGUCUGGCCUGUGACACUGCGGUCCAAGGGACUGGGGCGAGCACCAGGCCUGAGCAGCGGCACCUAUCGCCUGUGCCUGGGUUCUGGGGCUCUAAGUCUCCUGCGGAAGCCAGGAAGCAAAGGCUCCAAAGACAGCCGGGCAUCACCACCACCGGCCCUGCGCCUAUCCUUGCUCAGUGUGCGCCGCUGCGGCCAUGCAGACUCGUUCUUUUUCCUGGAACUCGGGCGCUCAGCGCCCACGGGUCCCGGGGAGCUGUGGAUGCAGGCACCUGAUGCAGUGGUAGCCCAAAACAUCCAUGAGACCGUCCUGGCUGCCAUGAAGAGGUUAGGGAGCAGUGCAGCCAGUGGCAAGGAUGAGCCACCGUCCGCAAAUCCUCCGAAGAGUGCUUCUGCAGCCCCUCCCCGGGUACCAUACGAAACCCCUGCUUCCGCAGCGCAACCAAGAAGCCCGGGUGAGAGAGCAAAGCAGGACUACCUCAAAACCUUGGGAAGGAUGGGGCCCGCACCCUCCUACAAGGAGCUAGAUCUGGGCGGGGACUACAUCACCAUGGGAGUCAGGGAUGACUACGUGCACAUGGCAGGAGGAGAGGUUGGUGACUACAUGUUGAUGGCACCCCCAGGCCUUCCCCCCAUCCCUGCCAAGAUAGCUCCUGGCAAAUCGCUCCAGGAUUGUGAGAGCACAGAGUACAUGCCCAUGAAUAGACUCUCACCAGGGCCUUUUUACUACGAGUUCAAGGCCAAGGAGCCUGAACUGGGCCAUCGAGGUACCCUCUGCAGCGUUAGGGACAGAUGGAGACCCACAGAGGCUCCGACCUGCUCUUCCCAGCUCUCAGAGGUAUCUGGGGACUACAUGUACAUCCCAGACUGUGUAGGCAUGAGCGGUGCUAAGCCCGGGUCCCUGGACAACUGCCUCAACUACGUGGACUUGGACCUAGUUCCUCCCCUGGAAGUGCCUGGAGCAGCCCCUGGGGAGAGUCCACAUGGCUAUGCCAGCAUCAAGUUCUAGAACCUUCUGGGAGAUGGUCAGGGAAGAUGCAAAAAGAAGAGAAAAAGUUGCUAGUGUACAGCUCAGCUCCUGCAAGGGGCCAAGGCCACCAUGUUCCCUGUCAGGUGCUAUGUUGCCCCCUUGCCUGCCACCACUUCCAGCCACACACUACCUACAAACCCUCAGAAAUAGAAAUUAGAAAUAAUUUCCCAAGAAAUUAGACUAUUUUUUUUUUUUUUGAGACAAGGUUUCUUUGUAGCUUUGGAGCCUGUCCUGGAACUUGUUCUGUUGAUUAGGCUAGCUUGAACUCACAGAGAUCUGGCCAUUUCUGUUUCCCAAGUACUGGGAUUAAAGGCGUGAGCCACUUCUGCCCGGCGAAUUUAGACUCUUUUAAGAGAGAAAGUUCUAGAACCUCUCUCACCCCAACCCUAAAGCCUUAAGAAGUUUUGGGCCUUCCCAGAUGAAACCUGGAUCUUAUCUGUCUCAGGCUAGCUGUGGCCAAACCAGAAAUGAGGAUUCCCUACCCAAAUUUGGACAGCCCUGUCCCCUAGAUGUUGAUAGCUAGGUAUCACUGUGUCCCCCCCAGCCCAAAGUUAUCCUCACCCAACUUUUUCAAGUCAGAGAGCUACUCCUAGGGCCCCAGCUCAAAAGUGAUGGGAGCAUCGGGGAUCAUGUUUGUGCUCCCCAGUGACCUGGCUCCUGAGCCAGCCUCCUGCGGUGUCAGUCAAGCUCCUCUGACCGUUCCUGGGCCUGACCAAGCCAACCAAGUCCUUGCUUCCUACAGCACAGCCCGUCACAUCCUGUGGACCCAAUCACCCAUUAAAGGUGCUCUGCACCCUGACUGUCUUGGCUCGAUGGAUUUCCCUGCCCCAGGUAGUGGGUGACAUGAAGGACAGGCAAGUAAG
Messenger RNA from Microtus ochrogaster (prairie vole), 2815 nucleotides. RefSeq lists its product as uncharacterized. Lineage: Eukaryota; Metazoa; Chordata; Mammalia; Rodentia; Cricetidae. Gene Ontology annotation, biological process: insulin receptor signaling pathway. Gene Ontology annotation, cellular component: plasma membrane; cytosol. The record is from RefSeq and is a predicted model, not a curated record. Gene Ontology annotation, molecular function: insulin receptor binding; phosphatidylinositol 3-kinase binding.